Linum trigynum is the source of this 2226-nucleotide messenger RNA. NCBI's taxonomy places the organism in Eukaryota, Viridiplantae, Streptophyta, Magnoliopsida, Malpighiales, Linaceae. The record is from the annotation of a GenBank genome assembly.
AUCGAGCUUUUUUGAGUUGCGUUGAAUUCGUUCUUUCUCGUCACGAAGAAAAUAACCCGAACAUUGGAGACAUAAAAUAAGAGAGUAUUAAGGUUUAACAUUACACACAAUUAAGAAACCAAUAUUGUAAUGUGUAAAAACCAUUAUUAGAAUCAAUUACUGUUCUAAUGUGAUACUUUUCAGGACGGCCGCUAAGAUUCCCCGACGACGACGGAAAAACCCGUCAAGCUCCACCAGUUCUAGAGGCGAAGACAAGUGAUAGAGUUCUAAGAGAAAUAAAUUCUGUUUAUUAUUUAUUAAUUGAUUUAUUUGCAAACGGGAAAUCAAAUUAAUAACAGCAAAAUAUUACGACUCUGCAUAUAUAGUGACGGUCUAAAUUAUAUUACAGGAGAGUAAUGGCUAUGCCGGUCUUUGGCUUGCUAGCAGUCGUGUCGUUGUCCAUCUUUCUUCCGCUGGUCGCCGUCGCCGAUUUCGCCGUGAAUUGCGACGCCGGGAGCGGCCGCCGCUUGGUUGCUGCGACGGUGAGCGCCCUCGUCGAAGAUUUGAAAGACAAGGUGCCGGAUCAGCCUGACUGGCAGUACUGCAACGUGCUAACCUCGUCGAGGGGACUGCAGGCGUUCGGUUACGGUUCCUGCAACACAGGCAUGAUUACAUCUCCCGCGAACGCGUGCCGCAACUGCUUGUCUACUGCCGGCGAUGCCCUGAUGCGUCGUUGUAUAAAGAGUACGGGAGGAGCUGGUGAAGUGAAGGGUCCAACGUAUUACUGUUAUCUCAAGAUCGGAACAUCGAGUUGUGCCUCCAUGAUACAUUAGAGCUACAAACAAUUUGUAACCUUUAAUUGCACCGAUCUGACGAUGUUUGUGAUAUUGUAUCGUAUUGUCGUACAGUGACUCCGUCGUACGUGUACGAGUCGAAUUAAACUACAAUUUUUCGUCACUCGUUGUAUUUCGAUUUAUGAAUAUUGGUUUUUUUUUCUUUUUCCGAUCAUCGAUUUCGUUGGUUCGAUGAUGCUAGAUGCGAUUUCACAAGCAUAGGAUUGCACACAUGCAAUGAAAUACUCACUACAUACUAAUACACUAUAUCAUUCUUUGAUACAUAGAUCAUGGGGGAGUUUAGGGUCAUCCUUUUUUUGUCUCCUAAAUAAUUUUAAAAUCGGGUCUUUUAUAAUUUUCACAAACGUUAAAGUUGUGGUUAUUGAAUUGUAUUUUAUUUUUCUUGUUAAUUCACGUGGAUUGGUGACUCAUCAUUUCCGUCAACCAGUCAUACUGUUAAGUGACAUCGUUAAAUUGAUGGAUGAAAGUGGCUAUUUGUGUAUUUGGAAAGUUGUGGCUAUAGCAUAUAACGGUUACAAACGUGAAAGUUGUGGCUAUGAAAGUAUAUUUUUCCCUAAAAUUUAUAGAUUAUUCACGAAAUCUGAGAUUUGGUCAAUAGUACAAACGUCAGACGUACGUCGACUCAAAUGAAUUAUAUUAACCUCUACUAGCUAGACUACAAUUGCUGCAACGUGGCCGCACAGACCCAUUAGUUUUACUAUCGGUUGCAUACGGACUACCAUUCUUUAUUAUUGUUUGUCUUGUAGCUUUGUUAUAUUUGACCAUUUCUUGGGGGCUUAUCUUGAAUAAUAAAAAAGUAUCAUGUGUUUCUGUCCCCAAUAGUGUGCUUAGUACGUAUUAUUGUGUGACGUAUGCCAUAGGUAUAGUAGGAAAAUCAUAUAGAAAACACUAUAUAAACAUCGUUUGCUUGUGAGAUUUGGGUGAUGGAUUUGGCACUCAAAUCCCAAGCAUCAUGGAAUUGACACAAAUCCAUUGUUUGUUAAGUGACACAAAUUUGUGGUGCCAUUUGGACAAUUUUUUUCCAGAUCCAAAUCUGUGUACCCCACGAAUUUGCAAAUAUCACAUUUCAUUUGGAAUUUGAUAAAGGAAGUCACAAUGUGAUACAACUCCUGAGAGAAAACCUAAGCAACCUGACCAGACGUGUUGGUUUCUUACUCUGUGAAGAAUUAGCCUUUUCUAUUCUGUUUCUAGCUUGUUUUUUUUACUGAAAAUCUUUGCUUUGUGGGUUUGCUUUUGCUCCCUCUGUACAUUUCGAUAAGUCCACUCGUUUAACUUUUGGUUUUUCCCCCCAAAAGGAAUCUCCGGCAGCUACAUUUUUUUGUUCGUGCCGGUUGAUGCUAAUAUACAAUCGUCGGCUUAAAAGUAAUCCAUGGAAUACAGAACUCAUGAAUAC